Dioscorea cayenensis subsp. rotundata (Guinea yam) is the source of this 1864-nucleotide messenger RNA. Its product is annotated as V-type proton ATPase subunit B2-like. The record is from RefSeq and is a predicted model, not a curated record. Gene Ontology annotation, cellular component: proton-transporting V-type ATPase, V1 domain. Gene Ontology annotation, molecular function: proton-transporting ATPase activity, rotational mechanism; ATP binding. NCBI's taxonomy places the organism in Eukaryota, Viridiplantae, Streptophyta, Magnoliopsida, Dioscoreales, Dioscoreaceae. Gene Ontology annotation, biological process: proton transmembrane transport; ATP metabolic process. The coding region runs from base 141 to 1607 and encodes 488 amino acids. The transcript is spliced from 15 exons.
AAAGAAAAAAGAAAAAUCAAGGCGCGUUUCACAUUAUUCUCGUUUUUUUCUCACAAAUCCGAAGGUCCAUUCCUUCCUCGCCCUUGCUCUCGCUCCUCCUCUCGAGGCUCUUAGAUCGAAUCCGGGGUUGCUGGGUUGAAAUGGGUGUGGCACAGAACAGUAUUGACAUGGAGGAGGGAACAUUGGAGAUUGGCAUGGAAUACAGGACUGUUUCUGGAGUGGCAGGACCUCUAGUUAUUUUGGAGAAGGUCAAGGGACCCAAGUACCAGGAAAUUGUCAAUAUUAGAUUGGGAGAUGGCACAACUCGACGUGGGCAGGUCCUUGAAGUUGAUGGUGAGAAGGCUGUUGUGCAGGUUUUUGAGGGAACGUCAGGAAUUGACAACAAAUAUACAACUGUCCAAUUCACAGGAGAGGUUUUGAAAACACCUGUUUCCUUGGAUAUGCUUGGACGGAUUUUCAAUGGUUCAGGGAAACCAAUAGAUAAUGGUCCUCCAAUUUUGCCUGAGGCUUACUUGGAUAUUUCUGGAAGUUCAAUCAAUCCCAGUGAACGAACAUAUCCUGAAGAGAUGAUUCAAACAGGAAUAUCAACCAUUGAUGUCAUGAACUCUAUUGCUCGAGGGCAAAAAAUCCCUCUUUUUUCUGCAGCCGGUCUUCCUCAUAAUGAAAUAGCUGCUCAAAUUUGUAGACAAGCUGGUUUGGUGAAGCGUUUGGAGAAGUCUGAUAAUCUUUUGGAGGAUGGAGAGGAGGAGAAUUUUGCAAUUGUGUUUGCAGCUAUGGGAGUAAACAUGGAAACUGCACAGUUUUUUAAACGAGAUUUUGAAGAAAAUGGUUCAAUGGAGCGAGUCACCCUUUUCCUAAAUCUGGCAAAUGACCCCACAAUUGAACGUAUUAUCACCCCUCGAAUUGCUCUCACUACAGCAGAAUACUUAGCUUAUGAAUGUGGGAAGCAUGUGCUUGUCAUCCUAACAGACAUGAGCUCAUACGCAGAUGCACUUCGUGAGGUAUCUGCAGCCAGAGAGGAGGUCCCUGGAAGACGUGGUUAUCCUGGGUACAUGUAUACUGAUCUGGCUACUAUUUAUGAGCGUGCUGGACGUAUAGAGGGAAGAAAAGGAUCUAUCACACAGAUCCCUAUCUUGACCAUGCCUAAUGAUGAUAUAACACAUCCAACACCUGAUCUUACUGGAUACAUCACUGAGGGUCAAAUCUACAUUGACAGGCAGCUUCAUAAUCGGCAGAUAUACCCUCCGAUCAAUGUCCUCCCAUCACUCUCAAGGCUGAUGAAGAGUGCAAUUGGUGAGGGCAUGACUCGCCGUGAUCACUCGGAUGUGUCUAACCAGCUCUACGCUAAUUAUGCUAUUGGGAAAGAUGUUCAAGCCAUGAAAGCAGUUGUCGGAGAGGAGGCACUCUCUUCAGAGGAUCUGCUGUACCUAGAGUUUCUGGAAAAGUUUGAGAGGAAAUUCGUUACCCAAGGGGCAUAUGACACCCGAAACAUUUUCCAGUCUCUUGAUCUUGCCUGGACGCUGCUUCGCAUCUUCCCUCGAGAGCUUCUCCAUCGCAUACCUGCGAAGACUUUGGACCAGUACUACAGCCGAGACAGCGCGCACUGAAACUGUCCGUCAGAGCCUUAUUUUUUUCCCCGAAAAAUUAUAUUGAGAGUUGCAUAAAUAAAUUUAUUUUGCUAUCACCUUCAACUCGGCGGUUUGUCUGUCUGAUAGUUUAGGUACUUAUUCUUUUCCUGUCAAAAUUCUCUGGUAUUUAUAAUGCCUUUGCAAGGCAUUUGUAACAUUAUUCCUUUUUCCCACUGGUGAUGCUAAAUUUGGUGUUUCAAGGUUAUCUAUAUAAAUUCAACUUAUCAAUGGCUGAA